AUGGGCUUAUGCCUGCGUAUUACUCGUUUUACAGUUUAAAAUAACUAUACAAUUAGUAUGAUAUUAUAAUGAGUUUUAUUUUCUUAAAAUUCUUAAUAUUUUAUACAUAAUAUUUAUUGAGUUACCUAACUAUAUUUUUAUAAGCCACCUUCCUAGUCUCUUAUUCUUAUUUAAUUUUUGAUUGAUGUGCCUUGAAUAUUAUCAAGAUGGAACAUAUUAAAACUCCAAAAGUAAAUUACAUACUUUUUAGUCUAGAUAAUUUAAUGAUUAAUAUUCAAAUUCAUAAUACUUUUGUUGGAAAUAUACUUGUUUAAUGGUGGAUAUUAUAAUAUAUUGGGUGCUUGUGGCUGAGGCUAACACAUAUUGUGCAUGUGUGCUAGAUAACUAGAUUCCUUCUCAUAUUCUAGCCUACUCAAUACUUAUAACCCACCUACCUGUAGUAUUUCUUUAUUUCUCCUGGAGAGGUUAUGGCAAGUCGUUUGUUCUCUUGUAGUUAUCAUAGUAGACCUAACCCAUGGUUGUUGUGCAUGCUUUUGUAGGACACGCAGUGAGUUGUGUGUAUAAAAUCAUAACACACGCAGUUGUAUGGCCGAAAAAGACAGGUUCGUGUCACCGGCCGGCUUCCGUCUGUAUCGUUUGUCGUCAGUUCCUGGAUCGUAUUCACUGUUCUGUCGCUUCAGGUCGUGGCUACAGCGUGAGGCUGCCAUGGCCAGAGUGGCCAGGCAACAGCAACAGGACAGUUCGGUCAUUAAAAAGGUACAACGUGGUUAUUGAUAAAAUGGCUUAAACCUCUUUUAAAAUAACUUAUAUACAUUUUAAUUCUACCAUUUUAUCUUAAAACAUAUAAUCAAAUUAUCAGUUUUUAAUUCAAAGUUAUUUUACCAGCAUUAUUAUUAUUAUCCAUGUAAUAUUCCAGUUUCGUACACCUUGGUAUUAUUAUUUUUUAUUACAUACCUAAUAUUAUAUUAUAUUUGUUGAAGCAACUAUAAUGGACUAUAAUAAUAUGAAAUUGUUUUUCCAUAUUUUAAUUUAUCACCAUAAUUCACAUUAAGGUAAACUAACAUUAUACUCUAUGUUGGUUUUAUAAUUUAAUACCUAUCUAUAAGAUCUGAACACAUACAUUUUAUAUGGGGGUGAAAAAUAUGCAUACAAAUAUUAACAUUUAUUAUUAUUAGAAUUUAUUUUAAACCACUUGAAAAAAAAUGAAUAACACUUAAUGCAGAUAAUAGUGUCUAUACUAAUUACAAAAAUUAUUGAUAUUUAAAAUAUUAAAAGUUAUUAUAUUUUAUAAAAGUAUCUACUAAAAAUAGUUAAUUUACAAACAAUUUUAAUUUUAGAUAGCUUAAAAUGUGUUGACAUUUUUACCCAAGUGUUGUUAUCUAUUGUUGUAAACUUUUCAAUUAAAAAUUAAUUAUCUUACUUUCUAAUUGGUCUAUUAUUCCUAAUUGUAUAACCUUUUAUUAUUAAAUUCAAUAAACUAUAUAUAUAUAAAAACCCUAUCAAAAUAUAAAUUUGUUAGGAUGCGAUCCAUAGCUAAUCUAACAUUUGUUGGGUUAUUUAAUAAACACAUUCUUAUGUCUUCUUAUACAUAAACUUAUAUUCCUUAUAGUAAUUUUAUUUUAAUUAUGUAGUCUUUCAGGUAUAUAACAAAAUAAUUUUUUUUUAACAAAAAUGAGCAAGCUUGAGGUUAGUAUAAAAUAAUUAGUAAUUUCAUAAUAUACUAAACCACAUUGGAGCAAAUAGCUGAAUGAUUUAUUAGAUCUUGGGUCUCACAAAAAUACAUUAAAAUAUAAUUUUUAAGGCAAUCGGUAGAACAAUUAUUUAAGUAGAUUUCAUUAAUAAUUUGUCCAUGGCAUUAAAAUUCUUAAGAAUAAGUAAAAUUUUAUCAUAUAUUUAAUUUAAAUCAUACCAAAAAAUACGAAAAACAAAAUCAGUAUUUAAAUUUUUAGAAACCCUAAUAAAUACUGUUGUUUUUAAAAUAGAUAAAGAAAAUAAUUAUAAAAUACAAUUGUUUCUUAAAAAUAUAAAAUACAUGGUGUAACAAUUGAUAUUAGAAAAUAUAAAAUUAUGUUCCUAUUUUAAAAUGUUCAACAAUAUCAUGCACUUAUUUUUUUUUAUGUGGUUUAUCUUGAAAUAAUUUGUUUGUGUUCUGCUUUUUAAAUAAUAACGACCUAGAUUAAAAAAUUAAAACCUAAAGUUGUAUUGGUAUUUUAUAGAUAUAAUUAUGUAAAAAAGUAACUAAAUUUUUAAUCUUCAAUAGUGUUUCACUUACCUAACCUAACCCUUUGCCUUUCAUUGAAAUAAGCUUAAGUAGCUCACACCAUAAUAUGCUGUUAACAUAAGAUGCUUAUACAUUAGUACUUAACAUUAUUUAAUGUAUAUUCAAAUUUAAUGAACUCAUUUAGAAGCGUGUGCACUUAUAUUUCCAGAUCGAAAAUGUACGAAUGUUAGAUCGCUAUAAUCCUAAGAAAACAUCAGUUGGUACAUUAUACCUAACAGCUACUCAUUUAAUAUUUUUUGAUACUGAAAACAAUAAAGAAUCUUGGGUGCUAUUAAUGCACAUAGGCAAUGUUGAAAAAUUACCUCUCACAACUACUGGCAGUCCAAUAUUAAUACGAUGUAAAACAUUCCUUUCUGUCACAUUUGUGAUACCAAAAGAAAGAGAUUCGCACAAUAUAUUUACAUCACUUCUUGUUCUCUGUCAACCUGGUUUGUAUUUACAUUUUUUCAUAAUUUUAAUUUAUUUAUUAUAAACUAACACCUAACGGCUUUUCAAAUAAUUGUAAAUAUAAUUAAAUUACAAAGCUUAUUAAAUAUCAAUUUUUAAGUUAUUAAAUCUAAUAAUCAUUUUUGUAUAGACAAAAUUGAGGAUCUUUAUUGUUUUUUAUAUAAGUCAAAUUCUGAUAAGCUAUCAAAGAGUGCUGGAUGGGAUAAUUUCAAUUUAGAAAAAGAAUAUAAAAGAAUGAAUGUACCAAAUGAAUUUUGGAGUUUAACAACAUUAAAUCAAGAUUAUCAGGUAGAUUAAUAUUUUAAAAAUAUGCUAUAAUAAACCAAUAUGUUUAAUAAAUAUUGAUAAUUAUGAAUUAUUAGUUGUGUGAUACAUACCCAAAGUUCCUUUUUGUACCAUCAUCUGUGAAUACAUCCAUUUUAGUGGGCAGUUCAAAGUUUCGUAGCAAGGAACGGUUACCUGUUCUUACAUAUUUACAUAGUAACAAGGUAACAAUAAUUAAAAAAAAAACGCAAAUAUUAUUUUAUUUUUAAUUGAUGGAAACCUGUUUUCAUUUUCAGGCUUCUAUUUGCCGCUGUGCACAACCAUUAUCUGGAUUUAAUGCUAGGUGUAUGGAAGAUGAACAACUUCUUACAUGUGUACUGUAUACAAAUCCAGGUAGUGAAUACAUGUAUGUUGUUGAUACUAGACCAAAGGUAAUUUAAUCAUCAUAAUAAUAAAAAUAUAUUAUAUUUUUGUAAAAUAUAUUAUUAUUGAUAAAUUAUUUACUUUUAGAUUAAUGCUAUGGCAAAUCGAGCAACUGGAAAAGGAUAUGAAAAUGAAAACUUUUAUGAUAGUAUUAAAUUUCAUUUUCUAGGUAUAGAAAAUAUUCAUGUAAUGAGAAGUAGCUUGUCUAAAGUUGUAGAUUGUAAGUAUUAUCAUUAUAAGGUAUACAUAUCUUUUUUUAAUUGAUUAUAUUAUUUUAUAAUAACUUAAUUAGUGUGUGAACAACGGAGUCUUUCUAUGUCUCAAUUUAUUGGAGGUCUAGACAAUAGUGGUUGGUUGCGUCAUAUCAAAACCAUUCUUGAUACUUCAGCUUUUAUAUGUCAAGCAGUUAAUGGUGGUAAAUCUGUUGUGGUCCAUUGCUCAGAUGGAUGGGAUCGAACAGCUCAAGUUUGUUCACUUUCUUCAUUAAUGUUAGACCCAUAUUAUCGCACACUUCAAGGAUUCCAGGUAUCAAGUUCACUGAAUACUAAAAAAAAUUAAUAGCUUAUAUAUUAAUUAUUAAAUUAUAUUUAGGCACUUAUUGAAAAAGAUUGGUUAGCUUUUGGUCACAAAUUUAAUGAUCGGUGUGGCCAUAUUGCUGGUGACUCAAAAGAAAUCUCUCCUGUGUUUACACAAUUUGUAGAAGCAACAUGGCAACUCACAAUGAUUCAACCUACAACAUUUGAAUUUAAUGAACGAUUUUUGUUAGUUUUACAUGAUCAUGUAACUUCUUGUCAAUAUGGAACAUUUAUUGGAAAUUGUGAAAAAGAACGCGGUGAUCUCAAGUAAUUAUUUUAAUCAUAUUUAUUAAGUAAUAAAAAAUAAACUUUUAAAUAACUGUUUUUAGGCUAAAGGAUCGCACAUUUUCUUUCUGGGGUUAUGUUGAUGAACAUAAAAAAGAAUUUUUAAAUCCUCUUUUUAGUGCUCGAGCAGAAACUAUUAUCCCAGAUUUAUCUCCUCAGAAUAUAAGGUUUUGGCGAGGAAUGUACUGUCGAUUUGAAAAUGGAGUUCAUCCACGUGAACAUGUGUAUGAUAUUUUACUGGCCACUAGUGAACAAACAAAAUCUCUUGAUGACCAUGUAAAAUUCCUUCAGAAAAGAUUAUCAUAUUUUAAACGCAAAAUAACAGAUGGUGCUGACAUGGUUAAAAACAGUCUUUUUUCAAAAGAAACUUGUAUAGAAUCUAUGAGUUAUAAUAAAGAGGACAAUAUUAUACAAUCUAUGAAUGAAACAUUUGAUAAUUUAACUAUUAUGGAACCAAAGUUAGAUGAAGCACAUAAAGUGGCUAUUGAGUGGAAAAGCUUACGAGAGGUCGUCUCCUGUGAAUGUUCUACUGAUUCCUCUACCAAAAAAGUAAUGAAUAUUUUUCAAUAUAUUUUCUAACAGGGGAUAUGUAUACUUUUAUACUAAUAUUUUUACUUUAUCUGUAGUAUCAUUGUUGGAAAUGUGGCAAUGUGUUUUGCACUCGCUGUAUAGAUAUGAAUGUUUCAUUACCUGGUCAUCUUAGCCAAAAUCCUGUACCAGUGUGUCAUGGAUGUCGUAAAAUUGUAUCAAGAUCAUCAACAGAGUCUUCUUAAACUCGUGUUAUUAUUUAUUAAUUUAUCUUACUCAAAUCUAGACCAACUUAAUAUCUAUACUAUUAUAAUAAAAUUUAUUUACAUAUUAUGUGAAUAAAUAGUAUUAUUACAAUUAUAAAUUAAUCAAUUUGUUUACAUUAUGAACAUAGAAAAUAGAUAUUCAAUUUUUGAAUAAUCAGUUACCUAUCUUUUAUGUUAAAAUUAUCGCUAGAAUUAAGAUAGCUGCACAAUAAUUCCUAAAUUAGAAACAUUUAAUAGUUAUAUAUUUUAUUGUAACAAUAAUAGGUUGUAAUUUUGUUGAACCAUGAUUCAUGAGCAACUAGAAUUGUAGCACAAAUGUUAUUUAUAUAUUUACAAGACAUUAUUUUUUUCUUUUUUCAUUUAAUGAGUAUAUACUUUAUAAUAUUUAUGACAGUUAAAAUAAUUUCAUUAUAAUAUAUUUAUUUUAGAAAUAUUCAUAUUUUAAUUAUGUAUUUAAAUUACAUGCAAAUAAAGUGAGAGCAAUAUGUUAAAGUUUAUACCUAGAAAAUUGUGUUUGUCUAAGUUAUUGUGUCUAUAAGUUGUCUUAUGAUAUUUAGCUUAAGCUUAAGAGGAUGUUAUACAUGCAUUUGUGGUUUCCAUCAUAUAAACACAAGAUAAAAUAAAAAUAUGUUUACUCAAAGUACACAGAACUUGCUUAGUUUAGGUUUCAAGCACCUAUUAUGAAAUUAAUAUAGAACAAUAUUUCA
Cinara cedri is the source of this 5776-nucleotide messenger RNA. The record is from the annotation of a GenBank genome assembly. Lineage: Eukaryota; Metazoa; Arthropoda; Insecta; Hemiptera; Aphididae.